AUGGUCAACUAUUUUGAUGGAAAAAGAAUUUUAGUGACGGGGGGAUGUUCAGGUAUUGGAAGAGAGACAGUUUUAGAGCUAUGGCGUCUCGGUGGCAAUGUCGUUGCAUUAUCACAAAAUCAUGAUAACCUUGAGCUAUUGAGCCAACAAUAUCCCUCGAUAACAACAGCAUGUGUUGAUCUCAGCGACUGGGAAAAAACAAAACAAGCUGUGGAUUCCCUUGGAAUUUUUCACGGAUUAGUAAACUGUGCCGGUUUUAUAAAAACGCAGUCCUUUUUGGAAUGUAGCUCUGAGAAUUUUGAUUGUACCAUGAACGUGAAUGUUAAAGCCAUUCUCAACGUGAGUCAAACCGUAGCAAAGAAAAUGAUAGAGAAUGGGAUCAAAGGAUCUAUAGUUAAUAUUUCAUCACAAGCGUCUAAGGCGGCAUUGAAAGACCACGUCGCUUACGCAGCAUCUAAAGGGGCGGUUGAUUCAAUGACCCAAGUAAUGGCACUCGAACUUGGACCACACGGUAUAAGGGUCAAUGCUAUCAAUCCGACUGUCGUUAUGACUGAAUUAGGUCGAAGAGCGUGGGCAGAUCCUGAAAAGGCUCAAACAAUGCUGUCCAAAAUACCGCUAGGAAGGUUUGCAGAAAUAAACGAAGUAGUUAACGCCAUAACAUUUCUGCUAAGUGAUAAAUCAAGUAUGAUCAACGGUGUACAGCUCCCGGUGGACGGCGGCUUCCUUGCUACAUAA
Messenger RNA from Danaus chrysippus (African queen), 735 nucleotides. NCBI's taxonomy places the organism in Eukaryota, Metazoa, Arthropoda, Insecta, Lepidoptera, Nymphalidae. The record is from the annotation of a GenBank genome assembly.